CUUAUAAGCGGGCUCUCGGGCCGUACGACUCUCAUAAGCAUUCAAGAGUUGCUUACGUUCGGUUCGUUCGCAUUUCUUCUCUAUCUUAUAUAAUAUUAUAUUUUCUCCUAAAUCAAUUUUUUCACUACCAACAACAACAACAAUAAUAACAACUCAACUAUUCUCAACUCGCGUCAACCUUAACUUAACUUUCUCAAAAACAACAAACUACAACUCUACCACUACCAAUCUGUCAACUUUCCGUUUUUAAACUGAAACUGCAAACCAAAACAUUUAUUUUCGUCUCGACGGCCAUUGACAAAGUUUUGUUUUCCAAAACCCGAGGAGAAACUUGCCAGGCCAAAGUGGUGAAAGGAUACCCCUAAGAUUCGUUCAAAAAUCGUCCCCCCGUUAUGUUUUGAGUCCAAUUCCGUGUUGAAAACAAAACGUAAACGUAAACGUAAACGCAAAUGUAAAUGUAAAAAUCGAUAAGCCACACGCAGCCAGCCAACUGAACGCGAACGUGUCCGUGUGUGUUUCGUGGAGCGAGGGGAUUGAACGGGGGGAACUGACCAAAAAUCGGUGGCCCUGGCCAAAAACGCAAAAACUCCGGCCCAAAAAAAUACAAGCAAAGCAAAGCAAAGCAAAGCAGAGCAGAGCAAGAGAGCGACUCGAAACUCCAGCCCAAAUGACGGAUACGGGUCUGACAACGAAUCAAGCGCCGAAAUGUGUGAAGUGGCUGUGAAACCCGAGGAAUCCUAACUAACAACCAAACCAAUUUACAAUAAAAUGCAAAUUACUAAGAAUAUUUAACCGAAACGCACCAGACUACACCACUCCUCACACACUCACACACACACACACGCACACACAGACACUGACAAAGGAAACACAGCAGAAUGCCAGGCCUGAAACUCAACAAGCUGUACGACUAAAACUUUAAGAGAUCUUUCGGCGAGCCAAACUCUAUAUGCAAUAUAUAUAAUUAUAUAUAUUUUCACAUGCGAGAUAACAACAGCAACGUUUCCUUUCCGCUUUUGCCACGAAUAAUACCCCCUGAGACGGUCUUUGCUCGCUCGAAACUCGACACUAGCUUCAGCACUUAGCCCUCUAAGAUCUACUAACUGGAUCCUGAUCAAGCUCCUAGCCAAAACUCCAAAGCUCCAAAGACCCAAAACCUCAAAUCUACAAGGAAGAACCCGAAAAUGCCGCGCUGCCUGAUAGCCAAGAAGUGGAAGGCCUAUCCCUGGCUGGAUCGCACCGAGGAUGCUGGCAACCAGCAGCAGCAACAGCAGCAGCAGAGUGCCCCCAACUCGCCUCGAGAGCUUGAGGAGCUGCAUCUCAAGUCCAGACGCUCCACCCUGGACGACGAUGAGGAGAUCGAUGUGGUGGGCGACAAAUUCCUGAUCAAGUUGGAGAAGCAACGCACAACAGCAGAUGCUGCAGCGGCAGCAGCAGCAGCAGCAGCAGCAACAUCAUCCGAGGCAGCAACGGAGGCAUCCACGACGACGACGACGACGACGUCCAAGUGCUGGGGACCCAGUUCACCCACGGCGGGCACCACGGCUCCAAGUCCGCCUCCCCAUUCGCCGGAGGCGGCGACGCGAGUGGCCGGCAAUGUUUACAACGGCUACACUCGCGAACUGUCGCCGCUGCACUACACCGCGUACCUGCCCCGCAUGGAGAGCGAGAUAACCGUGAUCCGUGCCGCGGCCACAGCUCUGGUGGCAGCCAGGACAUCCGGAAACGGAAGUGGAGAUCAGCACCUGGCCGCCUACCAGACGCCGCCCUCGUCCACCACGUCAUCACCCUCUUGCUCGCCCAGCGGCGCCGGCGAUCGGUACAGUCCGCUCUCGAGUGGACAGACCUCCAGCGAAAGGAAGUGCUUCAGCAGUACGGGUGCCACACUGUCGCUGCCGCCGAAGAAGAAGGACAUCUACAGGCCGUACUCCCUGGACGACAAGCCGGCGCACGGCUAUCGGAGAAGGGUUCCCGCGGAGGAGGACCUGCAUGCGGCACAUGCUAUCCUGGAUCUGAGUGCCAGCACAGCCUUCCACCCGCCCACGCAGCCUCACCAGCUGCAGCAGCAGCAGCAGCAUCCGCAGCAUCACCAUUCCCAGCAGCAACACCUUGCCCCGCAGCAACAUCACUACUUGCCACUGCAGCAGCAACAGCAACAGCAGCAACAGCAGCAGGCACACCACACCCACUUGCCAACUCUCGAGGCGCAUGCGCAUCUGCGCAGCACGUCAUCGAUUGCCGAGCUGGCUGCAGCGGCCAGUGUGGUAAAUGAGCAACGCCCCGCCAGCAAUGCCUCGAGUGCCAGCAGCAAUCACAUGCCCAGCAGUCCCAGCAGCAACUCGAGCAGCAGCAGCAGCCAGGUGCAGAACGAGAACAGCAACACCACGAACACGAACCAGGAUGGGGAUGGAUGCCUUCAGGAUGGGGAGCACAGUGGCGCCUCCGGUGCCUCGGCCAAAACGGUGGCAUACACCUACGAGGCCUUCUUCGUCAGCGAUGGCCGCUCGAAGCGCAAGCAUGUGGCGGAUCCCGCAGCUGCCGCCAGCGGAGUGCCCACUCCUGACCAGCAGAAGACCAAGUACACCUGCUCCGAGUGUGGCAAGCAGUAUGCCACCUCCUCGAACCUGUCGCGCCACAAGCAAACCCAUCGCUCGCUGGACUCGCAGUCCGCCAAGAAGUGCCACACCUGUGGCAAGGCCUACGUUUCCAUGCCCGCCCUGGCGAUGCACUUGCUCACGCACAAGCUCUCGCACAGCUGCGGCGUUUGUGGCAAGCUCUUCUCGAGGCCCUGGCUGCUCCAGGGUCACCUGAGAUCCCACACGGGCGAGAAGCCCUAUGGAUGUGCGCACUGCGGCAAGGCGUUUGCCGAUCGUUCCAAUCUUCGAGCACACAUGCAGACCCAUUCGGUGGACAAGAACUUCGAGUGCAAGCGGUGCCACAAGACCUUCGCCCUGAAGUCAUACCUCAACAAGCACUUGGAGUCGGCUUGCCUGAAGGACGAGGAGGAGCUGAUGAUGUCCAUGUCGCUGUCGAUGCACGACAGCAACAGCGAGAGUGGGGCCAGUAUGGCCUCGUCGCCGCCACACGAGUUCCUUGAGCGCGUCAAGCUCGAGGGCAGUGGAGGAGCCACUUAUGCCAUGUAAGCAUGAAACACAUUGGCCGUGCCACAGAAAUCUCUGAGGAAAUCUUGAGACGGAGUCGUAAUCCGGCUCGGUGGACCAGACUUGGACGUUUCUGUUGCACCACCGGUAAGCAAGGGGGAAGGAGGAUGUGCUGCAACUGCAUAGCUGGUUAGUUAAUUUACCGUUAAAGUUAAAGUUACCGUUACCAUUUACAACUAGGUUAACCGAUAGCCGUUUUUAUAGAAGAUACAUACAUCACAAUACGUCCAAGAGCAAAGUGUAGUAGAGUAACACAGAGACUGUAGAAAUUCGCAUUAGGCAGCCAAGCAACAAAAUACUCAAUGGGUGUGUUUUCGAAAUCUGCUGCUUGAUUUGGGAACUCAUUUUUUAAAAGGUGCCUCCAAAAGUAUGCAAAGGAUUCUUCCAAAUUCAUGAUCAGAUUCUGGAAACACCCCCAUAAUAACCAACUCAAAAUGGUUCUUCUUUUAAGCAUAAGUGAGUUGAACAUUCCUAAAAACCAAAGCAUUCCACAAAACGAAACCACAACAACAAACAAAAGGAAAGAAACACAAUACACCCCAAAACACACAGAGAGCCUUGUGUAUGAGGUGCUAAAGCCACAUGCAUUCCGAGAACCUGAAGAAAUCUAAGCAAUUCUAGCAGCUAUCUUAUCUAUCUUACUACUUACCAAAUCGAAUACGAAUCGAAUUGAAUCGACAACAAAAAC
Drosophila erecta is the source of this 3849-nucleotide messenger RNA. RefSeq names its product protein snail. The transcript is spliced from 2 exons. Gene Ontology annotation, molecular function: RNA polymerase II cis-regulatory region sequence-specific DNA binding; DNA-binding transcription factor activity, RNA polymerase II-specific. Gene Ontology annotation, biological process: regulation of DNA-templated transcription. The record is from RefSeq and is a predicted model, not a curated record. Bases 1185 to 3143 code for a protein of 652 amino acids. Lineage: Eukaryota; Metazoa; Arthropoda; Insecta; Diptera; Drosophilidae.